Messenger RNA from Brenthis ino (lesser marbled fritillary), 642 nucleotides. NCBI's taxonomy places the organism in Eukaryota, Metazoa, Arthropoda, Insecta, Lepidoptera, Nymphalidae. The record is from the annotation of a GenBank genome assembly.
AUGUUAAUUAUGAAGAGUAUUCAAUUCAAUAAUAUUUUAUUGACAAAAUUGACUAAUAUACGAACAUUAUCAGCAUUUCGAAAGUAUAGUGACAAUAGGGAAGAUCAUAAAGGAAAGUAUGAUGUAAUAAUCGCUGGUGGAGGAAUGGUUGGCUGUACUCUAGCAUGUGCUAUGGGUAAGAAGUCCUUACUUUCCAACCUAAAAGUACUAUUAUUGGAAGGCUCUCCAGAUAAAAAAUUUGAACUAAAAUCAGAGUAUAGCAAUAGAGUAGUAGCACUGAACCAAAAUACAAAGUCUUUGAUGAAAUCAUUAGAUGUUUGGCAACAUGUGGAAGGGAUGAGAUUACAGCCUGUACAAUAUAUGCAAGUAUGGGAUGCAUGUUCAGAUGCUUUAAUAUCAUUUAGCAGUUCUGACAUAUUAGAUGAUGAUGUAGCUUAUAUAGUGGAAAACGAUGUACUACUUGAAGCCAUUAACAUGGAACUGAAGUCUUCAACUAUUAAAAAUGUAGAGAUAAUGUAUGGAGCCAAAAUAAAUGGAUAUGAUUUAUCCAAAACAAAUCCAGGCAGCUUAAAGAGAAAUGUAGUAAAAAUGAAUAAUGGGGAUACAUAUUUUUGUGAUAUACUGGCCACUGCUUGUACAGUG